ACAUAAAUUGUGAGUGCAGUGUAUGAGUGGCACAGCUGCAACCAUGUGCGAAGCAUUCAGCAAGUGUCGGUCAGUGCUGGUAACCGGGGCCAGCAGGGGCCUGGGGCUGCAAAUGGUCAAAGAUUUGGUGAAGAAGCCUGAGAGGCCAGGUUUGAUUAUCGCAACUGCCCGUAACCCAGCGGCUGCAGAGGACCUUCAGAGAGUUGUCAAAGAGCACCCCAGCAUCCGUGUUGUAACACUUGAUGUGACCAGUCAAGCCAGUAUAGAUGCUGCCGUUGAGGAGGCGUCAUCUCUGCUGGGGGCCGAGGGGCUGAACUGCCUUAUAAACAACGCAGCCGUCGGCAAGACUAUCAACCUGGAAAUGGUGACAGCCGAGGAGAUGCUGAAGACAUAUGAAAGCAACACUGUGGCCCCUCUCAUGGUCACUAAGGCUUUUUUGCCGCUUCUGCGAGCAGCUGCGAUGCGUGGCUCUGGGAUGGGGAUCCACAGAGCUGCUGUGAUCAACAUGUCCUCCAUUCUUGCUUCCAUUCAGCUGAACUGGGGAGCUUUGGCGGAAUUCAAGUGCUAUCCCUACAGGGCCUCCAAGGCAGCCUUGAACAUGGUGACGAGGUGUCUAGCCGUAGAUCUGGAGUCGGAGGGAAUUCUCUGCGUGGCCGUCCACCCGGGCUGGGUGCGCACUGACAUGGGGGGGCCACGGGGUGAGCUGAGUGUGGGAGAAAGUGCUUCUUCAAUCCUGAGUGUGCUUGCUGGAUUGUCUGAAAAGGAUCACGGAGGAUAUCUGGACUACGCAGGGAAAACACUGCCUUGGUGACAUUUCCGUUGGGAAUAUUUUGUGCGCCUCCUUAAUUCCUCUUUAUUGUAACUUGGCUGUAGCCGUUUAAUUCUGAAAUAAAUUA
This is a messenger RNA of Brienomyrus brachyistius, 896 nucleotides long. Its product is annotated as C-factor-like. The transcript has 6 exons. The record is from RefSeq and is a predicted model, not a curated record. Bases 23 to 811 code for a protein of 262 amino acids. NCBI's taxonomy places the organism in Eukaryota, Metazoa, Chordata, Actinopteri, Osteoglossiformes, Mormyridae.